AUGGAGAUAAGAGGGACUUUAAAGCAAAUUUUAAGAGAAACCCAAACCAGGGUGAUGAGUAGAGAGAACAGGGAUAAAACUAGGAGAAGUUACUUCUGUAAAAGAUGUGGGAAGGAUCACCCAGGGAAGGAUUGUGCAGGUAAUAAGGUGACAUGUCGAUACUGCCAAAAAUUGGGACACCGGGAAUACGAGUGUUUCAAGAAGGAAGCAGACUUGAAGAAUGGGAAGGUUCAGGAUGGACGAAAUCCCCCAAAACCCCCGCAAUCUAGUGGACCUGCCCAGAACACCGGAAUCAGUAAUGGUGGAAAUACCCCUAAGGGCCGGAUUUUUGUAAUGAAUAGCCGUGAAGCUGAGACUUCCAAUAAUGUGGUAAUUGGCACUUUUCUUAUACGUUCUUUAUCUAUGAAAGUUUUAUUUGUUUCGGGUGCAUUGCACUCUUUUAUUUCUAAGACAGUAAUAGAAAGUCUCCAGUUAGAAAGUCUAGAGUUAGUUUCCUUGGAUGUAGCUAUUCCAACAGGGGAGGUUAAGGAGUGUUCUAGACUUUUUAGGAUUGUACCCCUAACUAUUUCAAAAGUUGAGUUUCCAUCGGACCUAAUUGAAUUCGAUCUCAAAGAUCUUGAUGUGAUCGUGGGAAUGGACUAG
This is a messenger RNA of Chenopodium quinoa (quinoa), 642 nucleotides long. RefSeq lists its product as uncharacterized. The coding region runs from base 1 to 642 and encodes 213 amino acids. Lineage: Eukaryota; Viridiplantae; Streptophyta; Magnoliopsida; Caryophyllales; Amaranthaceae. The transcript has a single exon. The record is from RefSeq and is a predicted model, not a curated record.